UAAAUAAAGACAAAUUAAAAAAUGCAGGGCGAUAAAGUAAAUUCACAGGAGUCAAAUAAUUUGCCAGUGACCACAUUUCAGUCGGAUGAUCUGCUGGAAAAGCUAAAAAUGCUGAAUUACGAGAAGCAACUAUUGAAUGAGUACAAAAUGAAGCCGCUCUCGCGUUUCUACUUUGUCAAAUCUUUUAAUCCAGGCGAACAGUUCUUCAUGUUUACGCUGAUUUGCUGGUGGCUAUGCCGUAAGCUGGGCAAAGAGAUGGAUCGGCCGCAGGAAUUCGAUGAUCCCAAUACAGUGGUUGCCAAAAUAGUGCAAAUACUGGGCGAAAUGGAUGUGCCAGUGGAUUUCCCACCCAACAAGCUUAUACGCGGCGCAGGCCCUAUUUGUUUGAACGUUUUGGAUAUACUCGCCACUCAAGCCACCAAAGUAGCGCAGAUAGCCUACAAUCGGCCGCACAUAGCGCAGGAGGAUGAGGUUGCGACAGAUUACUUGGAAGAUAACGCGGAAAUCAUAUUGGAAAAGCUGGAAGAUGAACAAAAUGCCGCCUUGAGCGAUGAUAGCGAUAUGGAGGUGAAUGGUGGUGGCGCUUUCAAAAAUCUCAACUGGGUAAAUCGCACACGGCGCGCGGAUCGCAAUCACAACAUCGAUUUGCCUGAUGAUAACGCGGCCACGGAGCGCUUUACUGAUCAGCAGCAAUGGCGGCAGGAGUUCGAGCGUGUGAUGCCGCAACUGAAAGUUUACGUGAAAGCCGAUGCACGCGAUUGGCGCACACACUUUAGCCAAAUUGAGUCACUGAAGUCCAGCAUAGAUGAGUGCUCGGAGGACACACAAUCGCAAUUGAAAAAGCUGCACAGUGAAUUCACCUUCAGUCUGGAGAAGAUCGAAAGUCGGGAGAAGCAUUUGAAUAAUGAGCUGCAGUCAUUCAUACGGCAGUUCAAGGAAAUCUCCAUCGAGCUAUCCAAUGUUCAACUUGCCCAAAUGCAAGUGCAGACUGACACCGAGGCGCUUAUGACGCAAUUGAAUUCCGUUAUACAAGAGAAUGACAUCAAGAAGAGUGAAAUGGAGCGACGCGGUCAAUCCAUGUCCGAUGGCAGUUCCGUAGUAAACAUCAAGAAGGCGAUAAAUAAGCUUAAAGAGGAUACGGCGCACUUACAUUUGGAGGUGGCACUGUUGGUGCAUGGCAUCGAUCAGGACAUUAUGCGUCAGGCAGGGAGUCUCACUGAGACUGAUUCCGGUUAUGAGACGGCAACACUGAAGACCUUUUAGUGCGAGAAUUUAUUAUUAUUUAUUUACUAUUCUGGA
This is a messenger RNA of Bactrocera latifrons, 1299 nucleotides long. It is a transcript of the gene IFT57, whose product is annotated as intraflagellar transport protein 57 homolog. The record is from RefSeq and is a predicted model, not a curated record. The coding region runs from base 22 to 1263 and encodes 413 amino acids. Gene Ontology annotation, cellular component: cilium; intraciliary transport particle B; centrosome. Lineage: Eukaryota; Metazoa; Arthropoda; Insecta; Diptera; Tephritidae. The transcript has 5 exons. Gene Ontology annotation, biological process: non-motile cilium assembly; intraciliary transport.